AUAAAUAGGUAAAGGAUGCUGAUGUGCUCUGGUAGAGCUCUUAUGCCCUACUCCCUGACCUCUGCACUGCUGUGCACAUAGUUCUCUCUCCAGGGGGCUGCUGCCAGGCACCAAGAGCUGAAUCAAAGGCGGUGUUUUCCCCACGUACGCUGCCUGCGAGCAAACACAGCACACACAGCGCUUGCCAGAGAUGUGUGGGCUGCUCGUGCUGGGCGCCGUCCUGCAGGAGGUGGAGGUAACAAAAUGUGCAGCAGCUGCAUCUUCCACUGAGUUUCCAGAUGUUGCCAUAUAGAUGCUUCCCCAGCAGUGCUUGCAGGUGCUGUAGCAUCAUCCCCUUUUCCUGUGGAGAUGCCAAGAUGUGCAGGUGAAAUCCUGUCCCACAGCUUGGCUGCAGAGCACCUGAAUGGUGGGAACCAGUACUGAUGCCAUUCCAGGGAGUGAUCUGCAGAGCUGUGCUGUGUCCCAGGGCCACGGACAAAUUGCUUUUCUCCACAUCUCCCCUCCUCACACAGAGAAAGGUCCUGAAAGGGUGCAGAGGGUGCAUGUGGGCAGAGCUGUGCUCACCGCUCUGUUUAUCUCACUUUUCCCACGAGGAACUGUGAAGCCACAGAGCAGAGCGUAAGGCUGAUCAGCAGUAGCCUCAGAGCUGGGGCUGGUGGUGCUGCAGCUCUCACUACUGGGCUAGCCUAAAACCUUGUUUUCCUGUGACCUUGGUUUCCAGAUCAAACAUCUGAGUGCUCACAUCCGUUUUAAGUGAUGCCUCACUGUGCUGCAGGUUGCAGCAGCUGCUGCUGUACCAGGCUAUGGAGGACUCAUCUUUCCCCUUCGGGGGGUACAGCACAGGUCUUGUGAGCACUCACAUGUGAGCCAGUGGAUGACUGGGACAAGGAGGGUUGUUUGGGUUCCCCUGGGCCACGUUCCAAGGCACCAGGACGGUUCCCGUGCUAGCACUUGGUAUUUCUGCUCUCAGGGAGGUGAUUUAGAGAGCAGCAUGUGUCUGGAGAGUCCCUGGAGUAAGCAGAACAAGCACAGAGAGCAUGUUCCUGUAAAUAAAAAGCUGCUUAUUAAAGGAAAUUGCCCCCUUGCUCCAGCAUUAGCACCCCUGCCCUGUGGCCUCAGCCUUGUGCUGAAGGCAGCUUGGUGGGAAGCUGGAGCAGAUGGUGAAGCAUUAUGAAGGAGCUUUGCCCCCUGCCCCCAGGGCCGCGGCUGCCUGCUCGCAGGCUUUUCUCCUGCUUCUGAAUGCAGGGAACAGGGAACAGACCGGGGCCCCUCUUUAGCUGAGAGGCCUCGAGUGACCCCACGCCACCGGGCAGACCGCAGCACGGUGGUGCCUGCAGCCUCCCGCCCCCUGGAUGCGGUCUGAAGCAGCGACGCGACAUGGACAAAGCCAUGCUGCAGGACGAGGCCGGCUGGUGCCGACAGCUCUCGGUGGAGCUGUUUCACACCGUUCUGCGCGCUGGGCGGGCGGUACCUCUGUGCGAGGUGCAAAACAAGGGGCUGCCUCCUGUCUCCGCUGCCGGCAGGGCAUGGCGCUCACCCUCUCCUAUGUGCUGCUCGCCUUCCUCACCCUGCUGCUCCUGUCCUGGGGUUCAGGGAUUCUCAAGAGUCAAGUGGUUCUUGUGACAGUAGGAGAGCCCGUGUCGAUGGAGUGUCCUUUCCACAAGUACAACAGCACUAGCAAUCCAUUCUAUGAGAUCCUCUGGAGCCAUAGGAAUGACUUGAGAAGGGUCCUGCAAUUUAGGAUGACACGCUCCAAUCAGUCCUGUGUGUAUGACAGCAAAGGCCGCUUCAGCGGCGCUCUGGAUUUUGGAAGCAGCAUGAGCUUUCUCAACAUCUCAACCGUGCUUAUGAAUGACACUGGCCCUUACUUCUGCUAUGUGAAGAUAGGGAACAGCGAUCCGACUACAAAGAUGAUUUUCCUGCUCGUGAGAGGUCAGCAGCCCUGGGCGGCCCCUGGGGACCUCAGCUACUCUGCACUUCAGGGCAGUAAAGUCACCUUGGAUUGUGAUUUCCCCACUAACCUGACUGGCAACUUCACAGACCUCUUUUGGCUGCACAAACGAGACCAGAGCCCAUCCCAACUCAUAGCAUGGCACCUCAGGUCCAGUUUCCAGGUUGAGAACGGCAGCAUUGGAAGUCGUUUCCAGAGCUCAUUAGAUCUGGAAAAUCACCGGAGCCGUCUCACCAUUACUGGGUUGGAAGAGGAGGACAGUGGCUGCUACCAGUGUGAGAGAGGCCUGGGAGAGCCGUCUGGCGGGCAGAGAGGGAGGGGAACCAACCUCACUGUGAAAGGCUCUUCAUCUGUCCUGCUGGUGUGUUUGAGGAGCGCUGCGUUUGCUGCGAUUGCUCUGUGCUUGUAUGUUCUGUGCAGGUGUUAUGUCCAGCUGAGGAGACAGAACACCUUGGCAGAUGGUCUGCAUCCCCACUGUGGGCCUUCAGAGACCACGGGCAGGGAGACCACGAGCAGGGAAGCCAUCUACGUCAGCACUGGCAGCACGGAGUACAGCGUGAGUGUGGCCCCAGGCAUCGCAGAGCUCUGCAGGCAGCCAAAGCCCAGGGAUUGCUGAUUCCCCGCUGCAGUGGUACAGGAGCUGGUGGCCAGGAGCCCUGAGGAGGAAGCUGUGGCCAUGCUCCUGCCUUGCAUGCGGGACAGCAGCAGAUGUGAGGUUCCUCUGCUGCCAUGGGGUAACCAAGGCCGUUUUGUUUGUUCACAGCUCCUCACUUUCCCAGGAAGGAACCCUGCAGCAGGGGACGUGGGACAAAGAUGACAGCCCAGAAGGGCCCAGCAGGACACAGGGAUCUGUGCUGCACAUGCUGUGUUCAUGGCACCAUGGAUAAUUCUUCUCCAUUGUGUAUCAUGCAAAGGUCUCUAGCAAACUCCUCUCUCCUUCAGCAGUUGUUUCUCCUGUUCAAUUAAAUCCUCUUGAGAGCAAACCCUGUGAAUGUUUGUUCAGUUUCUGCUGUACUUGGCUGUUUUGGCUCCUGGUGGAACUGGCUUUUGGCUACUGUGCAUCUAGCCUAGCUCAGACAAAAUCUUGCACCACCCUCUAGGGCUGUUACCACCUGCCAGACACAGCCACAUCCUCCUCCCAUGGAGGAAAUGCUCGGCUGUUUUUUGGGGUGGAGCAACGCCUACAUGGCAGCUUUUCUUGCUGAAGGAGGGAGGGAGAGGUGCUGUUGUCUCUGUUCUUACCGCUGUCCCCUCAAGAAUGCAAAAUUGGAGCAGGGAAUAAAGCACCAAUUCUCACUGUCGUUGCCAAACCAGCUGCUUGGGCAGCUGUGGUGCUGCAUCAGUCAGUGCCUCUGGGCUCAGCUGAUGCAUGGCACAAGGCAGAAGAGGUGAAGGCCUUCCGAAACAAGCCUCUAUUGUUGUGACCUUGGUUUUGUAAUCAAAUCUCUCUGUGGUUGAUGAAAUCACAUCAAGAUGAUUGUGCUGCUUUUGUGUAAGGUGGUAUUUGGGUUUCCUCUGCCACCUCACAAUUUCCUCUGAUAUGUGCUGGCUGUGGCAGAGCACCACAGCGCUCUGUGCCCAUGCUGAUGAGGCUGCUGCUCUCAGCAGGGUGUUUCAUAACCAGUUGGGUAUUUCUGUUCCUCGUGGGAUGCAUCCAGAAAAACCCUGCCUCCACUCCACUUUGGAGUACCCUGCUGCCUCCUGUGCUGCAGACACACCAUGCUUUGAGGUGGUCAUGUUACAGUGGCUCUGAGGAGCAUCGGCCAUCACUUUUCACUCUUGUUUUUCUCUCACUCCUCCCCAGGGAGACUGUGUCACAGAAAAUUGGUCAAGGUCACAUAGAGGGAAGUCAAUGCUUUUGUUAGACAAACUGAUAUAGAAGGUGGAAAAAAUAGAUAAGCCGUUGGGCACGUGAGCCCCUGCUGAGAGCACCGCAGCGUGUCACCAUAGUAUCUGGUUUGUUGUGCCACACCUGUCCAUCUCUGGGACCAAAGAUGCAGUGCCAGGGUGGCCUAACAAGACAGGACCCUUCCCAGAUCUCAUGGCUCUGUUUUCCCUCCCUCACAGCCAGAGCACAACUAGGGCUGUGUGGAGAACUUGCAAUCAUCUCUUGGGCUUGGAGAUGCCUUGGGAGCUGGGCUGCAGAGUCUUCUUGCGCUGUGGUGGUGGUAGACAUGUGGGCCUUCAUCCCUGUUGACUCUGGCAGCUUUUUGCUUUUCCAAUCUGUAGUCCUUCUGCAGUGGGCACCAAUUGUGCAGCAGCCAGAGCCCCUGAAACCAUGUCCCUCUGGUAGGCUGAUCAGGGUUCAGUGUUGACCCCACUCUGUACCCUGUUUCUGGGGAGGGCUGCAUGUCUAAGGAUGUGACUGGAAGUGAAGAUGCAUUGGGACCCUCACCCCAAUGAUUACAGCCCGACUGCUAAAACUCCGUUGCAGCAAAUAGAGCAGUGCGGUGAGCUGGAGUCCCCCAGCCCCUUGUGUCAUUUACAUAUGCCUCACCAGCACAAGCAGCACACACAGUAACCCGGGCUUGUGCAGCACUGCAGUCUGUCUCAAAACAGCCUCCAGUCCUCUGCUCCUGGAUCCUACCAUGGUCCUGGGCUUCAUGCUCCUGUUGCUGGUGGGGACAGCAGGGUCAGCCCCCAGUACAACAUCAGCGACUUUGGCAUCACCUGGUACCAGCAGCGCCCAGGGCAGGCCCUAAGGUACCUGCUCUACUACAACUCGGAGCGAGACAAGCACAAGCCCGCCAGGAUUCCUG
Tympanuchus pallidicinctus (lesser prairie-chicken) is the source of this 4710-nucleotide messenger RNA. RefSeq lists its product as uncharacterized. The record is from RefSeq and is a predicted model, not a curated record. Gene Ontology annotation, cellular component: plasma membrane. The transcript is spliced from 6 exons. NCBI's taxonomy places the organism in Eukaryota, Metazoa, Chordata, Aves, Galliformes, Phasianidae. Bases 1353 to 2567 code for a protein of 404 amino acids.